Molecule: messenger RNA, 989 nt
Organism: Capsella rubella
Lineage: Eukaryota; Viridiplantae; Streptophyta; Magnoliopsida; Brassicales; Brassicaceae
Product: ethylene-responsive transcription factor 1A
Exons: 1
Coding region: 99-905 (268 amino acids)
Biological process (GO): regulation of DNA-templated transcription; ethylene-activated signaling pathway
Molecular function (GO): DNA binding; DNA-binding transcription factor activity
Source: RefSeq, a predicted model, not a curated record
UUCUCAUUCACACCAGACACUUCGAAAUCUCUCAACAAGAACCCCAAAAUAAAAAAAAAACACAUUUUCAAGAAAUACAAAAUAUCUCUCUGUAAUUAAUGUCGAUGAUGGCGGGAACACAAUCUGACUACGCUUUUCUUGACUCGAUACGGCGACACUUGCUUGGUGAAACAGAGAUGCGACUCAGUGAGUCGAUUACGAGUUCAGUGGAGCAGUCUUGUACUACAGGUAACAGCGUCGUUAAACCUGUGUACGGACGAAACCCUAGCUUCGGCAAGUUGUAUCCUUGCUUCACCGAGAGCUGGGGAGACUUGCCCUUGAAAGAGAACGAUUCAGAGGACAUGUUAGUUUACGGUAUCCUCAACGACGCUUUUCACGGCGGUUGGGAGCCGUCUUCUUCUUCUUCCGACGAAGAUCGCAGCUCUUUUCCGGCGGUUAAAGUGGAGAGUCCGGAGAGUUUCAGUUUCGGGGCGGUGGAUUCUGUUCCGGCGAAGAAAGAGACGAGUCCGGUGGUUCCUGUAGCGGCUGCGGUGGCGAAGGGAAAGCAUUACAGAGGAGUGAGGCAAAGGCCGUGGGGGAAAUUUGCGGCGGAGAUAAGAGAUCCGGCGAAGAACGGAGCUAGGGUUUGGUUAGGAACGUUUGAGACGGCGGAGGACGCGGCGUUGGCUUACGACAGAGCUGCCUUUAGGAUGCGUGGCUCCCGCGCUUUGUUGAAUUUCCCGUUGAGAGUUAAUUCGGGAGAACCCGACCCGGUUCGGAUCAAGUCCAAGAGAGCUUCUUCUUCCGAAAAUGGAGCUCCCAAGAAGAGAAGAACGGUGGCCGCCGGUGAUGGAGCGGUUAAGGGAUUGACGGUGAAGUGCGAGAUGGUUGAAGUAACACGUGGCGAUCGGUUAUUGGUUUUGUAAAAGUUUUGAUUUUUCUUUGUUGGGUUAUUAUGAUUUUCUUCGCAAAAGGAAGAACGUUAAUAAGAAAUUCGUUUAUUAUUAUUA